Messenger RNA from Miniopterus natalensis, 600 nucleotides. Lineage: Eukaryota; Metazoa; Chordata; Mammalia; Chiroptera; Miniopteridae. The record is from RefSeq and is a predicted model, not a curated record.
AUGGCGCUGCAGGUGGGCGAGGCCUGGCUGCGGGGGAGCGUGGCGCUGGGCGGCUCCCCAGUCACCUGGGCCCAGGCCCCCCUCGUGGAGGGAACACUGCCCCCAGGGCCAAGCCGGGUGGAAGGCACAGCUGGGUUUGAAGCCUUCUCUGCGGAGGGCCUGGCCCCCGGCUGGAGCCUGCUGGUCCAGGGACACUCCGACUCCCCAGAGGACAAGUUUGAGAUCAACUUCCUGUCCGAGGCCGGGGACAUCGCCUUCCACUUCAAGCCCCGAUUCACCAGCCAGACCCUGGUGGGCAACGCCUUCCAGGGUGGCUGCUGGGGCCCGGAGGAGGUGUCCAGCGUCUUCCCACUGGCGCUGGGGGAGCCCUUUGAGAUAGAGGUCAGCUCGGAUGCGCAGCACUUCCACGUCCACACCCAGGAGCUCCUAGUGCUGCAGUUCGCCCACCGCCACAGGCCACUGGCUGCCAUCACCCGGGUGCAGGUGCUGAGCGACCAACGCCUGGCGCAGGUGGAGCUGGCCAGGCGGGGCCUGAGCUGGGGGUCUGAGGGCCAGGCCUCCAAGGCCAAGGCGGCCGUCUUCCUCCCAGCCAUCGUCUGA